AAAGGAUUUUCUUGCGAUGCUCCGGCCAAAGCAUUUAUUUUAAAUAUUAAAGGUCAUACAGGGUAUUUUUCUUGCACGAGGUGCAAGCAGGAAGGUGAGUACUUCGAGAAUAGGGUGACUUUUCCUGAUACAUCAGGGACUCAGAGAAGUCACCAAGAGUUUUUGAGGUAUGAUGAUGAUGAAUUUCACCAUGGUCCAACACCAUUGAUAGCUAUUCCUGGUCUGCAGUUCUGUUCCUCUUUUGCGCUUGAUUAUAUGCAUCUAGUUUGUCUUGGUGUAACUCGUACACUAUUUUUUAUUUGGCUAUUUGCAAAACCUCCCCUCAAACUGUCUGCUUUUUUCAUCAAUAAAAUGUCAGAUCAACUCAUUUUUCUCAGUUCCUUCAAGCCGUACGAAUUUUGUCGCAGACACCGAAGCCUUGAAUUUGCGAAACGCUUCAAAGCAACUGAGUACCGACAGUUAUUAUUGUAUACAGGUCCUGUCGUACUAUUGAAUCACAUCAGCGAUGAGCACUAUAAUCACUUUUUGUGCUUACACGUUGCCAUGACCAUUUUACUAAGCCCAAAAUUGCAAAACAAGUACCAUGAUUAUGCUAAAGAUCUUUUGAAGCACUUUGUUGAGUCCACUAAAACCCUGUACGGACAAGAAUUUUUAACGCAUAAUUUUCAUGGGCUUUUGCAUUUGGCAGAUGAUUUAGGUUAUUUUGGAUCGCUUGAAGUUUGCAGUGCUUUUAAAUUCGAAAAUUAUUUAGGGCAGUUGAAGAAACUCAUUCGU
Molecule: messenger RNA, 774 nt
Organism: Bemisia tabaci
Lineage: Eukaryota; Metazoa; Arthropoda; Insecta; Hemiptera; Aleyrodidae
Source: RefSeq, a predicted model, not a curated record